AUGACAUUUUUCCUUGUACAGGUUCAUGGGCAUAAAGGGGUCCGGUUCCAAAACUGGGCAAGGACCUAUGGCUGUUGCCCAGAGAUGUACUAUCAGCCCACAUCUGUGGAAGAGGUUAGAGAGGUACUGGCCCUGGCCAGGCAGCAGAACAAGAAGGUGAAAGUGGUGGGUGGUGGCCACUCACCCUCGGACAUUGCCUGCACUGAUGGCUUCAUGAUCCACAUGGGAAAAAUGAACCGGGUUCUCCAGGUGGACAAGGAGAAGAAGCAGGUAACCGUGGAGGCUGGCAUCCUCCUGACAGACCUGCACCCACAGCUGGACAAGCACGGCCUGGCUCUGUCCAACCUGGGAGCUGUGUCAGAUGUAACAGCAGGUGGCGUCAUUGGAUCCGGAACCCACAACACAGGGAUCAAGCACGGCAUCCUGGCCACUCAGGUGGUGGCACUGACUCUGAUGACAGCUGAUGGGGCGAUUCUGGAAUGUUCCGAGUCCAGCAACGCAGAGGUGUUCCAGGCCGCACGGGUGCACCUGGGCUGCCUGGGAGUCAUCCUCACCAUCACCCUGCAGUGCGUGCCCCAGUUCCACCUGCAGGAGACGUCCUUCCCCUCAACCUUGAAGGAGGUCCUGGACAACCUGGACAGCCAUCUGAAGAAGUCCGAGUACUUUCGCUUCCUCUGGUUCCCACACAGUGAGAACGUCAGCAUCAUCUACCAGGACCACACCAACAAGCCCCCCUCUUCUUCAGCCAACUGGUUUUGGGACUAUGCUGUUGGAUUCUAUUUACUGGAGUUCCUGCUCUGGACCAGCACCUUCCUGCCUUGCCUCGUGGGCUGGAUCAAUCGCUUCUUCUUCUGGCUGCUGUUCACCCGCAAGAAGGAGAACAGCAACCUCAGCCACAAGAUCUUCACCUACGAGUGUCGCUUCAAGCAGCACGUCCAGGACUGGGCCAUUCCCAGAGAGAAGACCGAGGAGGCCCUCCUGGAGCUGAAGACCAUGCUGGAAGCCCACCCCAAGGUGGUGGCCCACUACCCCGUGGAGGUGCGCUUCACACGGGGGGAUGACAUCCUGCUGAGCCCCUGCUUCCAGAGGGACAGCUGCUACAUGAACAUCAUCAUGUACAGGCCCUACGGCAAGGAUGUGCCGCGGCUGGACUAUUGGCUAGCCUACGAGACCAUCAUGAAGAAGUUCGGGGGCAGGCCCCACUGGGCCAAGGCCCACAACUGCACCAGGAAGGACUUUGAGAAAAUGUAUCCUGCCUUUCCAAAGUUCUGCGCCAUCCGGGAAAAGCUGGACCCCACUGGGAUGUUCCUGAAUUCAUAUCUGGAGAAGGUGUUCUACUGA
Marmota flaviventris (yellow-bellied marmot) is the source of this 1341-nucleotide messenger RNA. RefSeq names its product L-gulonolactone oxidase. Gene Ontology annotation, cellular component: membrane. Gene Ontology annotation, molecular function: FAD binding; D-arabinono-1,4-lactone oxidase activity. Lineage: Eukaryota; Metazoa; Chordata; Mammalia; Rodentia; Sciuridae. The record is from RefSeq and is a predicted model, not a curated record.